This is a messenger RNA of Eurytemora carolleeae, 3583 nucleotides long. RefSeq lists its product as uncharacterized. Lineage: Eukaryota; Metazoa; Arthropoda; Copepoda; Calanoida; Temoridae. The transcript has 14 exons. The record is from RefSeq and is a predicted model, not a curated record. Bases 241 to 3528 code for a protein of 1095 amino acids.
CAGAGGAUAGAAAGCAUAUCUCCUCCUUAGAGAAAGGAAGAGAAGUGUGUCCUGUUAAGACGAGAUGUAAACAGUUUUCAGGUUAACCUUCUCCAGGUCCUAAAUACACCACACAAUCCUUUAUAUUGUGACUCAAUCAGACUAAACCCGGAGAAUAUCUAUGAGUGAAUAUUGUCCAAACCAGAUUAGUGACAAGUGAGCCAAGUAUAGAUAAAUAAUACUGUGAAAAUAGGUUACAGAAUGAGGGGUCCAAUUCCCUGUCCACUUUGUGUCGGUUUAGGUUUCACGCAGAUUGAAACUCUGUUUAAUUCCCUUCUCUCCUUACUAAAACAGGUUCAGGUUUGCCCUGAUUCCACCUGCACCUGGAGAGGAGAAGGUUUACACCAACUACUCAACCAUCUCUCUCUCCAUUCUAAUGUCACAGACAAUCUACAUUUAAGUGAACAGACUCCAGAAAAUGAUUCUACAGAGAUGGUCUGUGAGCAGGAUUUAGACAAAGAUCAAGAUCAUGAGCAGAACCUUGAAUUGGACCAAGAUCAAGAGCAGAACCUGGAGCAAGAAAUGGAACGUGAGAGAGACCUGGGAAUGAGAGAUUUACUAAAUAGUUAUUCAAGUAUCAAUCAAUACAACAUUAACAAUAUGGAUUUGGAUAAUUUGGAAUCUUUAGAAUUGAACUAUAUCAAUUCUUCAAAAAACAAUUUAUCAAAAACUUUAGAAUCUUGUCUUUCUGUCUACUCUUGCUCCUCCUCCGACCAAACCUCACAUCCAGCAUCCAAUCUUCCAACAUACUCGUCGUUUUCUGACUCAGGUUCCAACCCUGGAUUGGAAUCCAACCUGUCCUCCUAUCCAGGUUCAGUCUCCUCCCCUGAACCCCUUCCCAACAUCAAUCCAGACAGUUUAAACUUCCUCAAGUCUUUAGACAGUGCUUGCUCAAUGAACGAGAAUGAAAUACCACUGUCUCCCAACCGUUCUCAAGGUUUGACAGAGUUACCCAGUAAACCGGAUUUAUAUGAGAACUCGAACCAUGGUUCUCCUGUGGUUCAAUCUAGUUCUCCAGGUGUAUUUAAACCUAGACAACAAUUAAAAAUGACGGAUCGGAGUAAAAUGAAGAAUAGGAUUUGUAGACAGAGCUCUGAAGAUAAACAGAAUGUUGAAUGUAUGGAUUGUGGUUGGACGUUUGAUAACCAACGAUUUUUAAACCUUCAUCGAAUAUUUCUCCACUCUUCGAAACCUGUUCCUACCUCGAGUAGUAGUAGAGGACUCGAAUCUACCUGCACAACCUGCUCGAAACAGUUUAUCAACUUCGAGUGUUUUGAGAAGCACAUGUCUGAAGUUCACAAUGAUUCUAGAUAUUUCUGCAGGUUUUGCUACAAAUCUUUCAAACUCAGAGGAAGUUUACUUGUUCAUCAACGAGUUCUCCAUCAAAGUGUCAUAGCUCAUGGAGCUCAAGAUGCUCAGGGAGGUCAGGGAACUCAAGGAGGUCAAGGAGUUCAGGGAGCUCAGGGAGCUCAGGUAGCUCAGGUAACUCAGAGAGGUCAUGAAGCUCAGAGAGGUGGCCAGGAAGGUCAAGAAACUCAGAGAGGUGGUCAAGAUGCUCAUGGAGGUGGUCAGGGAGCUCACGGAACACAGUCCCAGGACGAGAAUAUCCAUAGAGCUCAAGGAAGUUGCAGACAAGUUGGAGAAAUUUCUCUACAGAGCUCGGACCUUAACCCAACCAGGAUACCAGAAGACACUCACAUGCACGGUUCAAUUAUCUUCUCCGGAUCUGCUGGGACGGAUUCUUACCAUGCAUCUUUUGCUGGACCUUCCGGGACGGGUCAUUCUUUCGCAUCCUUCCCCGGAUCCACUGUGACGGGUGUAUCUCCACCCGGAUCAGAAAGGAUGGAUCCAAAUAAUCUUUCUAUAUCCGAAUCAGGGAGGAUGGAUCCAAAAGGUAUUUCUUUAUCUGGAUCUUACCCGAUGGAUAAUGUACCCGACGCUUUGUUGAUAGAAAAUGUGAUGUACAACUCGGAACUCAAAACCAGGACUGAAGGUCGGGUCGAGGAUAACACGAACAGUUUCAAGUCCGAAGAUUCCAUUCCUGAAAACAAUCUUGAACAGAAAACAAAGAAUGAUUCUCCAGACAUGUUUGCUGUAGUUGAAGUUGCUACUGGAGAUAAACAUGGAGAUCUUGUAACGCAGGCAAAAUUUGAACAGUCUGCAAAAUCUGAUGGUUUAGAAAAAGGCGAAAUUGUGACGGAUUUAGAACUGUAUGAAGGAUGUGGCGAGGGGUUUGAGGGAAAGUAUUGGGACGCUAAAACGUGUAAUAUGUGCACCAAAACAUUUAACGAUAAAAAUCAGUUUGAACACCAUGUCAAGUCUCACCAUGAAACUAAACAGUGGGAAUGUACUGUCUGUGGGAAAAAAUUUACAACAAAAUAUUUUCUAAAAAAGCACAGAAGACUUCAUACAGGUGAGACACCAUACACCUGUGACCUCUGUGGAAAAACGUUUUCCUUUCAACAGUCCUACCACAAACAUAUGCUUUACCACACAGACGAGAAACCCUAUUCCUGUAACACAUGUGGCAGGGCAUUUAAGGAGUUGUCAACUUUACAGAACCAUGAGAGAAUUCACAGCGGAGAGAGACCGUUUGUUUGUGAAACAUGUGGGAAAAGCUUUAGACAGAGGGUUUCCUAUCUAGUCCACAGGAGGAUACACACCGGAGUAAUGCCAUACAUUUGCGACCAAUGUGGUAAAAAAUUCAGGUACAAGGUUACACAGAGAACUCACAAAUGCACUGGUCGGGCAAACCUGGAGCCGAAACCUGACGAACCCAUCUCUCCUAAACCUGAUUUAAUCCGCAAUUUUCAACCAUCUCCAGUAAUAUUUAAUUCUAAUCCACAAGAACACCAACCCCAACCGGUUAUACAAGACCGAAAAGUAUACCGGCAACCGUCAAGUCCAGCUUCUUCACAUAAUAUAUAUUCACCAUACAUUCCACCGGAAAUAAAACAAAAUCUUCUAAAUUUUAGACGUGCACAAGGGAAAAGACAGCUUGGGCAUAGACUGCAGAAUAUUCUAGAACGAUCUAGAAGAAAAUCAGCUGUUGUUCCACAGCAUACUCAGCCUAUCAUAGAGCUUCAGGAUCUUUCCCUAAUUGAACAGAACCAGGUUUCUCCUGCAGUAUGCCAGGUAGACCGUGAUAAAUCAAACAAAACAGUCCUGGCUCUAUUUAACCAGAAUCCAGAGAAUAACCUUCUUCUUUUAUCCAACCCUGGAUUAAAUUUGCCGCUAGUAGAAUCAAGAGACAUGGAUGUUAGCCCAGAUUUAACUUCCCAGAAUUCCAGUAUAAAUUCGAACCCGGAUCCUGGUUCAGAACUCACCAAUAUGGUAACCCUGAACUCUUUAACCUGUUCUAACCCUGGAGAAGAGCUGAACCUAGCAAACCUAGAGAUUCUUCUCUCCUCUCAGAUUGGUUCAUCUGACACAGAAAUCUCAAUUGAAAACUCUAUUGAUGAUUUUGAUAUUUCUGCGUUGCACAAUUGAACUACAGAAUCAUGUAUUAUUUUGAUUUCUUGAAUUACAUUACUGUUAACACAAA